Messenger RNA from Lolium perenne, 3087 nucleotides. RefSeq names its product kinesin-like protein KIN-14H. The record is from RefSeq and is a predicted model, not a curated record. NCBI's taxonomy places the organism in Eukaryota, Viridiplantae, Streptophyta, Magnoliopsida, Poales, Poaceae. Gene Ontology annotation, molecular function: microtubule binding; ATP binding; microtubule motor activity. Gene Ontology annotation, biological process: microtubule-based movement.
UCCUCUGCCCCCCUCCCCUGUCCGGCCAUCUCGGGCUUCUCGCUCGUCAGAUCCGAGCGCACCGCAGAUAAGUUCGGCCGGCGACCUCCUCCUUCCAGCUCGCGGUUCGUUCCGGGAGCUCCUUUCUUCUCCCCGCGCUGUCGGCGCUUCAAAGCCACGCACAAAAGAUUCCGCUGCCUUCCAGUCCACUCCAUCCCCGAGAGAAAGCUCCCUUUCCCCCUUCCCACCCACCGCCACCACCACUCAGCAGGAGAGACCACUCACUCACCAGUAGUCACUAUUAACCCCUAAUCCCUCCGGUAAUCCCCGCCCGACCUGCGCCCAUGGCGUCCUCCCUCACGCCGCGAAGCCCCUACCCGAAGGAGAACCUGGGCAGCGCGCGCCGGGGGAUGGGGCUCAAGGCGCCGCCGCGCCGGAAUGUGCUCUCCGCGAUCAACACCGGCGGGGUCAACGGCUCGCCCGCGCCGUCCGAGGUCGGCUCCGAGGCGGGGGCGGCGGCGCCCGCGGUAGAGUUCAGCGGGAGGGAGGAUGUGGAGCGCCUGCUCGCCGAGAAGAUGAAGGGAAAGUCCAAGAACGACUACAAGGGGAGGACGGAGCAGAUGAGCGAGUACAUCAAGCGCCUCAGGGCCUGCAUCCGGUGGUACGUCGACCUGGAGGACGGCUACCUGGCCGAGCUGGAGAAGCUGCAGGGGCAGAUCGAUGCAGAGAAUACCAGGCACACAGAGUUUGAGGCUCAGCUCAGUGAUGCAUUUCAAGAGCUCAUAGCUGCGAACCUAGAGAUGACAACACGGUGCAAUUCACUGGAGGAAAGCUUCAACAAGGAGAAGGCUGACAGGCUGGUUGCCGAAGAGUCUUAUGACAAGGAAAGGCAGGAAAGGGAGUCGGCGGAGGCUUCACGGGACGUACUCAUGGUUGACCUUGAAAGGGUUACUCAUGAGGCAAAGCGGUUUAGUGAGCAGCUGAAAAUGGUCCAAGACACGAAUAAAAGGCUUCAGGAGUACAAUGCCAGCUUGCAGCUAUACAACAGUAAUCUUCAAGCUGAUACAUCAAAGAAUGGCGAAACCAUUUCAAAGUUGCAAAGGGAAAAGAGCGCAAUGAUGGAAGCCAUGACUAAUUUGAAAGAUCUCAACAACUCAAUCAAGAACCAGUUGGAUUCUUCAAUGACUUCCCAGAAAGAAGCAAUUAGAGUGAAAGAAGAACUUAGAAAAGAAGUAGAGUGCCUCAGAACCGACUUACAACAAGUUAGAGAUGAUCGCGAUCAGUCCGUUGCUCAAGUGAAUACCUUGACAGCUGAGCUAGCUAUGUACAGCGAACAGGCUAGAACAUCUUCAAAAGACUGCGCGGUUUUGAGUUCAAAAGUGUCAGCCUUUGAGGAAACAUGCAGUUCACAGCAAAAACAAAUUGAAACAUUGCAGAAGCACCUUGCAGAUGCCACUGAGAAGCUCAAGCAUGCUGAUGUGACUGCAAUCGAGGCGAUGACUGGAUAUGAAGAACAGAAAGGGACAAUUAAAGAUCUGGAAGAGCGUUUGGCAUAUGCAGAGUUUCAAAUCAUUGAAGCUGACAAGCUACGAAAGAAGUUGCACAAUACCAUAUUGGAACUAAAAGGGAAUAUUAGGGUAUUUUGUAGGGUUCGACCCCUUCUGUCUGAUGGUGAUUCUAAGAGUCAGGAAGAAGCCCUGAUUUCUUAUCCAUCAUCAGUGGAAAAUGCUGGGCGUGGUAUCGAGUUAAUUAAUCAAGGUCAAAAAUGUUCUUUUUCGUAUGACAAGGUUUUCAGUCAUAGUGCUUCACAAGAUGAUGUGUUUGUGGAAAUGUCGCAGCUUGUUCAAAGUGCACUUGAUGGAUACAAGGUAUGCAUAUUUGCAUAUGGCCAAACAGGAUCUGGUAAAACGUAUACGAUGAUGGGUAAGCCAGGGCGUGAACAGAAGGGCAUUAUACCUCGAUCUUUGGAGCAAAUUUUCAAGACUAGCCAAUCUCUGGAGUCUCAAGGAUGGAAGUAUUGUAUGCAGGCAUCAAUGUUGGAAAUAUAUAAUGAGACAAUCCGUGACUUGUUAGCACCAGGGCGCUCAAACAGUGUUGAGAUGUCUGCCGGUAAACAAUACACCAUCAAGCAUGAUGCUCAGGGAAACACAACAGUCUCCGAUCUUACAACUGCUGAUGUUUUCAGUACUGCUGAUGUGACGUCUCUCCUAGAGAAAGCCUCUCAUAGCAGAUCUGUCGGUAGGACCCAAAUGAAUGAGCAAUCUUCUCGGAGUCAUUUUGUUUUCACUCUAAAGAUAUUUGGAUCAAAUGAGAGCACUGGCCAACAAGUACAAGGCGUGCUUAAUUUGAUUGAUUUGGCCGGGAGUGAACGUCUUGCUAAAAGCGGCUCAACAGGUGAUCGAUUGAAGGAAACACAGGCAAUCAACAAGAGCCUGUCAGCUCUCAGCGAUGUUAUCUUUGCGAUCGCGAAAAAUGAUGACCAUGUGCCCUUCAGAAACUCGAAACUUACAUACCUCUUGCAGCCUUGCCUCGGCGGGGACUCGAAGACGCUCAUGUUCGUCAACAUCGCGCCGGAGGCUUCCUCAGUCAAUGAGACGGUCUGCUCUCUGAGGUUCGCCUCCAGGGUGAACGCCUGCGAGAUCGGGGUCGCAAGACGGCAAACGCAGGCCCGAUCCUCGGACUCGAGGCUGAGCUACGGGUGAAGUGUGUUGAUGGUCAUCGUAACGUGAUACCUAAUGAGAUAAUGUGAUGCAUAAUGAGUCGGCUUGUUGGCUCACUUGGCCACGAGCUGGCGACGCGCACAGCGGCUGGCCUCUUGUAACAUGUACAGUAGGGAGAGUGCCAGAGCAUGCGCCGUGGCGGUGAGAGAGCAGGAGAGGAGAGCCUGAUCCCUGCCACGUUUUCCCUUGUAGCUGAUUUGAGAUUUUGGGUAAUGUUAACUGGAGCUGUAUUCUUUCUUGAUUGACUGCGUGCAGAAGCAGCGACUCUUCUGAAUUAGUAGUGUAUCUUUUGCCGGGCAGAGAGCUCCAGGGUAUCAUGAAUGAAUUGAUGAUCCUGCGGUGGUCGGCUGGGUAACCUUUUCAUACAAUAUAUGGUGCUGCGUUUUCA